Scaptodrosophila lebanonensis is the source of this 3441-nucleotide messenger RNA. RefSeq names its product fat-body protein 1 (gene Fbp1). The transcript has 2 exons. NCBI's taxonomy places the organism in Eukaryota, Metazoa, Arthropoda, Insecta, Diptera, Drosophilidae. The record is from RefSeq and is a predicted model, not a curated record. The coding region runs from base 13 to 3441 and encodes 1142 amino acids.
GUCAUCGAACGUAUGACUCAGGAGGAAUUGCAGCGCCAAAAGUUUUUGCUGGACAUCUUGCAUCGUGUACAGCAGCCUCUCCAGCAGAUUGAUCUGAUUCGCCUGGACCGUGGCCUCAUCGAAGACGAUCAGCACUACCAUGGUGGUAUUGACGCCGAGAUGAAACGCAUCAUCGAGCUGGAUCGCCAACGCCGACUCCUGGAUCAACAUCAGAUAUACAGCAUUCGCGAUGAGCAGCACGUUCGUCAGCUGCGCGGUCUCUACCGUCUAUUAGUGCGCUCGGACUGGCCCACUCUGCAGCGCAAUUUGGUCUAUUUGCGUCGCAACAUCAAUCCCGCCCUGCUCGUCAACGUGUUGUCGCUGGUGAUUCGUGAUCGUGCGGACACCCAAUCCUUGAUCAUGCCAGCCAUACAAGAGGUCCUGCCCCAACAAUAUGUGGAUGAGCAGGUGGUGCAGCGUGUUCAGCACAUUGGCCAACAACAGAGUGUGCAGCCCAAUCUCCUGGAUGUCAUCGGCAUGGGACAGACUACGCGUGUCGUGGAUCCUGUGAUGCGUCUUAUGGAUCGCACCCAACUGUGGAUGCCCUGGCGUCAACUGCGCAUGCAAAUGGCUUUGAGAAGGGCUGCUCAGCAGGGUCGUUUGGGAAUGAGUGGUGUAAGCGGAGUUGGAACCGGAAUCGGAAGCGGAAGCGUUGUGGUGCUGCCCAUGGAUACUAAGGAGCAGGGAAUGUCUCUACUAACAGAGGACAUUGGCAUGCGCAACUUUGUGCAGGGAUUGGUAAAUGAGUUGGCUCUGCGUGAAAAGGUGGGACACACCCAAGGCAUCAGCACCAACAACGACGAUGAUGAGCAACAGCAGCUGGAACGCUUGGGGCAGCUUAUUAGACAAAAUGGCGGCCGUCUGGACAUUGGCCAGCAGGGAAAACAGUUGUUUCGUUCCGGCAACGGCAUCCACACAGAUGACUAUGAAACCGAGCUGCGCGACCAACUUCGACAACUGCGCGUUGGAAAUGGCAUUGGCCUGGGUAUGGGUAUGGAUAAUGAAGAGCUGUCCACUACGGACGUAAACAACAAGCGACUCCUGCGCGUCAACCGUCGCCGUCUGCAGCAAGAUGAGGAUGUGGAGAAUCAGAACCAACGCAUUGGUGGUCAACUGGACAACGAGCGUGAGCGUUUCUUGCGCGUGCUGCGACGUGACAACGAUGAAGAUGAGGAUGAGAUGAAGAUGCAAAUGCGUGGCGGACGUAUUGGUCUAGAACGCAACAUUGGACAGGGAAUUGGCAUGGGCAUCAACCGACGCCGAGAUCUGCCCACCGUAGACGUUAACAGUGAUCGUCUGCUUCGCGUAGGUCGCCGUCGUCAGAACAUGCUGGAACAGCAGCAGGGCAAUGGCAUUAUGGGCAUAGUUCGCGGUGACCGUUUUAGCGAGGGACGUCGUGUGGGGGAACAGAAGCAAAAGGACCAGAAAAGCAUAUUGGGCGACUGGAUCGACUUGGACGUGAUGCAGGGCAUGACUCAGCAACAGCAACAGCAACAACAAGGUAAGUUGAAUGUGCGCGGACAAAAGUAUGGGGAUGUCAAGCAGCGCCGCGAGCAGAAAGUGGAGCAACAGCAUGGUGGCAUCAUGGGCAACAGGAUGAAUCAGCAAGAGAAUAUCAGACAGCAGCAAGAACGUCAGCAACUCGGAAUGUACAACAACGACGAUUUGGAGCGCUUUAGCAACAACGAUGACCGCCUGCUGUACAUCAACAGACGUCGCUUGCAGCAGCAGCAGGAGCAGGAGCAGCAACAGGAGCAGCAACAUAUGCCCCGUCGUGUUGGUACCAUAGGUGAGGGUCGUCGUGUGGGCGCAACCCCAUUGGAGGAUGAGGACAUCAUGCAGCUUAUCCGUCGUGACAAUCGCCUGAAUAACCUCAGCGAUGAUGAGAUCAUACAGAUGCUUCAGCGCAACCGUCAGACUCGACGCAUGCAGGAACAGAAACGCCAGCAGAGCUCUGAUGAGGAGGACGAAGAUGAGCGUGACCGCAGCAGUAUUCAACAAGGCCGACGCAUGCGUCGUAGCCUCAACAUUGUUCAAGAUCAGCAACAUCAGCAGCAACAGGUGAUCAAUUCCCGUCGCAACGAGAUCCUGUUGCACACUAUUCAACAGCUGGUGGCUCGCCUCAAUCAGGAACGCAUCUCCCUCGGCCAGAAUGUGAAUGACCUGCAACUGAAUGGCAAUUUAAAUGUCCAGCGCUUGAACAACCCCCGCCUAAUCAACAAUAUCGAUGAACGCUUUGCCCUGCGCCUGAACGACAUGCGCCUGGACUCCAUUCGCAAUCGCGCCCUGCUCGAGCAGAUCAAUGACAUCGAGCGUCGCCUGAAUCUGGUUAUCGAUCAGUUGGUGCGUCGCGAGGUCGACGUCACAGGCAGACUAGGACAGCUGACCAAGCAACGUGAAAUGGAUCGCGUCAUUGGGGAUGUACUAUUGGGUCGCCUGGGACAAGUUGGCAUUCUGGACAUCAUACGCGAACUCCUGCAGAACGAUAUGCAGCAGGUGGGUCAGCAAGAGGAUCGCCUAGGUCUGGGUGUGAGCCUCAAUGACCCUGUAGUGCAGCACAUUCUGCGCCGUAUUGUGGCCAUUGUCGAUCAGCAGCGUGAGCAGCAAUUGGGCUCGUACCAGCGUGAGGAUUUGCGCAUGGAUGGUGUGACCAUAAACGAUGUACGAAUGGACAAGCUGCGCACCCGCAUCGAUAAUAUCGACAUGGAUUUGAGCAACUUGUUGGAGCAAGAUCAGGAAGAACAGCAGCGCGUGAUAAUUGGACGUCAGCGUCGCCUCAAUAACAAGGCCUUCAAUAUCGAAAUGGACAUCACGUCUCAGCGCCCACAGCCAGUUGUCAUUCGCAUGCUCCUGGGACCACGCACCGACGCCCUUGGCCGUGAGCUCACCCUGGACGAACGUCGCAAUAAUUUCGUGGUUCUAGAUACUAUCACAACCCAACUGCAAACGGGACGCAAUCGCAUUCUACGCCGUUCCAAUGACAUUUCAUGGACCACUCGUGACGCCACGCCAGCCACUGAGAUCUAUCGUCGCGUCAUGAUGGCCUUGAAUGGCCAGACAGCCAACAAGGAAAACAUCGAACUGAUUGGCGAAAAUGGACGCUUCCCUCAACGUUUGCUACUGCCUCGCGGUCGCCCCGAAGGUCUGCCCAUGCAACUGUUGGUAAUUGUCUCGCCUGUGGACGAACAUGAGCAGCGUAUGGGACGCAUUGGCGGUGAUGUCGCUGGUGUGCUUACCGGUCGUAUUGGCACUGGCAUUGACGGCGGCAUUGGCAUUAGCUCCGUCAAUCAAGACAACCGUCCCUUGGGAUACCCACUCGAUCGCCCAAUUGAGAACGAACGUGUUCUGCUCGAUCUUCCCAAUGUAAGCGUACAGGAUGUUGUGAUCAUAGAAGACAACUAA